Messenger RNA from Papaver somniferum (opium poppy), 1680 nucleotides. RefSeq lists its product as uncharacterized. The transcript has 2 exons. NCBI's taxonomy places the organism in Eukaryota, Viridiplantae, Streptophyta, Magnoliopsida, Ranunculales, Papaveraceae. The coding region runs from base 136 to 954 and encodes 272 amino acids. The record is from RefSeq and is a predicted model, not a curated record.
UUUGGUAGUGUGAAUGGUAAGAAGUUAUCUUUUGAUGUGGAUGAUGAUAAGGUUGUGGAUGAGGAAAUAUCACUAGAAUCAAGACAGGCUGAGUUGGAGUAUGAAAACAUACAACUUACAAAUGCAGAAGAAGAUAUGCGUCAUCCCAUAGAUGAUUGUAGAAGUCCAGUUGCUGAUGAUGCAGAAAUGGGUAUUGAAGUGUAUACUGAAUUUGUGAACAACUACUUUGGGGGAUUAGACUCUUUUGAUUUCUUACAUCCACAACUAUAUAAGAAAAAGGGAAAUGCAAAUGAAGCCCAGAAUGACAAAAAUUGUGGUGUUGUUGAGGAGUGUAAUCCAAAAGGAAAAGAAGUAGUUGUUGUACCAUCUGAUACAGACAGUGGUGAUAGUGCUAGUAGCAGUGAUUCUGAAGAUGAAGAAGGCACUUUAUCAGUCCAAGGAGUUGCAGCUGAUGAUGGACAAAAAUGUGUUUGGGGGUCACAUGUAGAAGCUGCUGAAAGAACAAGUGCUUUUGAUGAUGACACUGGAGAUGCUGAUGAAUUUUUGGAUGUUGAUACAAUGUUUGUUGGAAUGGAGUUUAUGGAUAGGAAAGACUUUAAGAAGCACUUAAGGGCAUGUGCAGUGAAGAAGAAGUUUCAGUACAAGUUGAGGCCCAAUGACAAAGAAAGUAUAAAGGUUAAUUGCAAGUAUAACAAGUCUCAGAGCUGUGAGUUUUUUAUUUAUGCAAGUGUCAGAACUGGUGAACCUACUUUCAUACUCAGAAAGAUGAACUUGGAGCAUACAUGUGUCACUGAAGGUGUAACAAGAAACAGGACAUCAAAUGCAGAAUUUGUGGCACAAUUUUUGUAUGAUAAACUGAAGAAUGGAGACCCAAUGCCUAUUCUUUCAUUUCUUCUUUCCUUAUAUAUUCUUAUCUCUUUCUCUCUUCUUUCUUUGUGCAGCCAGAAGGAAUAGUUAAUAUGAGACCUCCUAUUGACAUCAGAAAACCAGGGAGACCAUGUAAGAAAAGAAAGAGAGCUUAUGAUGAAGGUCACACUGAGAAGAAGGUUAGAAGUUGUUCAAGGUGUAAGACUAUUGGGCACAACAAGAGAACAUGUGCUGGUGCACCUGUUGGAUCUAAUCCAAAGGCAAAAAGGCAAAAAACUAUGGUUCAAGGAGGAUGUCACUCCACUUCUUAUCCAGAUCCUCAUGAGCUUAGUACCAGUAGGAGAGGCAGAAAAGCAACAAGGGGAAGAGGAGGUGCUUCAAUAUAUCUGCUGCUGCUGAAUCAUCAUCGUCUCAACCUACAGAUACUGCUACUGCUGGUGCAUCAUCAUCAACAAAUGCAGGUGGUAGAGGUUCAACUGGUGGUAGAGGUUUAAGAGGAGGAAGAGGUUCUAGAGGUGGUAGAGGCAGGUCUGGCAGUACAGUGCAGGUGCAACAAACACUGUCACAGAGCAUUGCAGGUGUUGGUGGGUUGAGUCAAACACUAACUCAAACUUUCACAGUGCCAAAACCAAAAGGAAAAAAAAAGGUUACAGUUCCUGCUGCUGCUACUCAAUAAGUCAUUUGGUUCUUGAUUAUGGUUCUUCCAUGGACACAGUUUAUGUUAUUAAAACUACUUCUUUUGUUACUGCAUCUGUUUGCAGAAGUAUGACUGGUAUCUAUGUUUUGGAUUGUUGAACUCAGUUAUGUUAUGUG